GCCCAUCGGUCAUAUUAUCAUUCUCGUAUCUUUAGAAUUGAGUGAAAACUUUUGGAGAAUUAGAAACUUAGAACCGAAAUACCGAAUUGUGUGAACUACCCACAAGUUUUUCAGAUAGAUUUUAGUUCUCACUUUAUUUCUGAGAAUUCAUAGACAUCACGUAACAAAUAUAUUCAAAUUUGAAUACGAUGAGAGCGUAUCGAUUGUUGAAGAAACUGAUGCCGUCCAGUGGUGGUGGUGAUGAUUUUGAAAAGGCCAAAAAGUCCAUACGUUUGGCCAGAUAUGGCUGUACAAAUAGGCCUUUUUACCACAUAGUAGUUGUGCUUCAACGACGUGAUUGCAGAGCCCACCCAAUUGAACAGCUUGGUACAUAUGAUCCUAUGGAAAACCAUAAUGGAGAAAAACUGGUCAGCUUCAAUUUGGAAAGGAUCAAAUACUGGAUGGCCAAAAAAGCACGUGUGACCAAUCCAGUCGCUGAAUUAUUAGGUCUAUCUGGAUUCUUACCCAUACACCCUCAUACAUAUAUGACAGCUUGGAGGAAUAGGCAAAAAAAUAAGACCGAGAAUGAACAGAGUGAGACUGCAACCAAUUAAUGAAUAUUUAAUAUUAUAUUAUAUUUGUUUCCUGGUUAUUUAGAAUAGUUGAACUGCUGUAAUGCUUGUAGUAUUAUAGCAAGUAAGUACAUUUAUGCAAAAAAAAAAUAUAUUUAUAACAAAUUGUGUACAUA
This is a messenger RNA of Metopolophium dirhodum (rose-grain aphid), 727 nucleotides long. RefSeq names its product small ribosomal subunit protein bS16m (gene mRpS16). Gene Ontology annotation, molecular function: structural constituent of ribosome. The transcript has 4 exons. Gene Ontology annotation, biological process: mitochondrial translation. Gene Ontology annotation, cellular component: mitochondrial small ribosomal subunit; ribosome. Lineage: Eukaryota; Metazoa; Arthropoda; Insecta; Hemiptera; Aphididae. The coding region runs from base 189 to 593 and encodes 134 amino acids. The record is from RefSeq and is a predicted model, not a curated record.